UGGAUAUUUGUUAGGUCCUGUUUGUUGCUUAAUUUUUGGCGGAGCGGGGAGUGGCAUUCGGAGAAGCUCGGCAGCUCCUACGCUGAUUGAAUUGAAUCCGGGCCAAGGAAAUGAUGUUGCCUGCUUGUUGCACAGAAAAGCAAGGAGAGAGAGAGAGAGACUUAGGAGAAUCCUCUGCGAGCUGCCAAGCUGCUCGGCCACCUUGGCAACAAAACAUCGAGCGGAUCCAAGCGGGCCUCCACACCUUUUGUCUCCUCUUGGCCAGCCAUGUCACCAACAGAAAUCCAAUGUACCCACCGUUCCCAGAAGGAAUGCAGAUGGCAAUGUUUGGCAAUGGAUGUUUCUGGGGAGCAGAAAGAAAGUUCUGUCAGCUGUCAGGAGUCUUCUCCACACAGGUGGGCUUCUUGGGAGACUUCGCCCCUAAUCCUACUUACAAAGAAGUUUGCACCGGGAUGAUCAGACAUCCUAAAGCAGUCAGGAUAGUUCUUGACCCACAGAAAAUCAGCUAAAAGGACCUUCUCAAAAUUUUCUUGUAGAGCCAUGACCCCACUCAUGGCAUGAGGCAGC
Heteronotia binoei (common prickly gecko) is the source of this 567-nucleotide messenger RNA. Its product is annotated as peptide methionine sulfoxide reductase MsrA 2-like. The coding region runs from base 111 to 509 and encodes 132 amino acids. NCBI's taxonomy places the organism in Eukaryota, Metazoa, Chordata, Lepidosauria, Squamata, Gekkonidae. Gene Ontology annotation, biological process: cellular response to oxidative stress. Gene Ontology annotation, molecular function: peptide-methionine (S)-S-oxide reductase activity. Gene Ontology annotation, cellular component: cytoplasm. The transcript has 5 exons. The record is from RefSeq and is a predicted model, not a curated record.